AAAGAGAGAGGGAAAGACGGGUGGGGUAGUUGCUGAGCUGGCCUGACCGGACUUGUUGGACUUGUUGAUGGACAUGGCCAAGGCACAUGAUCUGAUCUCUGAAUGCGACAGUCCAGGCCCGCCACCGCUAGCUGUCUAUUUCUGCAGCGUCAACGCACCGCGCCACAACGAAGCUGCAAGGUCACAUCGAGGCAUCGUCUUUCGGCGCGCUGCCUGACUCGCUGUAGGGCUCCCAGUCGGUCUCUUCCCCUGAGGCUCUGCUGAUGUGCUACUCUUUAUAUGGGAGCAUGAAAAAAUAAAUUGCUUUUGUUGAGCCAGUUUUCUCUUAUGGCAGAGAUGAAAGGAACCAUGAAGCUGAUUGUGAUGUGCGCUUUUGUCACAUGGGCUGCAAGAGGAGUUGAAGGGCUUGAUCCCCAGCCUCAAGGAAAUGUUUGGAAGUCUGGAAACACCAGUAGACCAUGGCAAAAUCCAGGAUGGGCUUCUUCAACCCAAACUUACAACCCAGUCACUCAACCACCCUCAAAAGACCAAAAUUCUGAGUGGCCAUCUCUCUCAGGUGGAAGGCAGGAAGUACAGCAAAACAGGCAGCCUUCAUCUGGAGUUUCAUACAGUCGAACUGUUAGUCCAACUAAUCAAAGAACAGGGAGCACUGGUGGAUUAAGGCCAAGUUCUCAACGCCCUUACAAUCAAAAUGGACAACAAAGAAGUACUUACAAACCACCAUCACCUGUCUCAGCCUCUCAUAACCGGACUCGGACAACAGAUCAAGAACUAACAACUUUGUCUGAAAAGUUAUUUGAUGAAGAUGUAAACAAUGUUGGUCAAAACAUAAGAUUGAACUAUCAAAGCAGGACCCAGUCCAAUUCCUUGAAAGAUGCUGCUCCAGAGCCAUUGCUCACUGUUGAUCCAGUAGCAUUGGACAGUCCUACAAUUAAAGCUCUUCGACAACUGUAUGAUAAUUACAUUGCAGACUCGUCCUUUGUUGAAUCAAUUACUUCUACAGAACGACAAGAAGAAAGCGAUUUCCUUGAUAAGAUACUUGACACAAGAGUUAUGGCAGAUACUAUGGAGUUUCUAGCAGAUAAAGGAUAUGUUCAGAGAAAUAAGAAAGCAUUCAAAGAAUUGUUAAACUCAAUUUGGUUUACAAUGUACUCAAGAGGCGGAGGAAUAAUUGGUUCGAGUGCAUUUGAGCAUGUAUUCUUGGGAGAGCUGAAGAAAGAUGAAGUUUCUGGACUACACAAUUGGGUUUAUUUUGCAAAUGAAGAAGAAAACCACAGAGCAGAUUAUAUGGGAUACCUGAAGAAGCUAGAUCUUGGCAAGAAAAGUAAUCUUCUUAAAGUUCACUUCCGCUGGUCCAAUAUCAUCAAAAAUUCUGGUUCAAUGUUUGUUGGUACAAGCCCAGAGAUGGAAAUUGCCCUCUACACCAUAUGCUUCUUGACUCGUCCCGAUGAUCGUUGUCCUUUAAGUCUUGGAGGUAAAACCUUCGGUAUUCAGACCUACACAUACAGGCUCAAUCGAAACAGAGGAGUUGUGAUAGGCAGCGCAUACCCCGUAUUUUAAUCUAAAAUUGCACCACUUAAAGAAAACAGUGCUUUCACAGCUUUUAAUGAAACUACAGUGUGUAACAGAAAAUAUAAAGU
Frankliniella occidentalis (western flower thrips) is the source of this 1640-nucleotide messenger RNA. Its product is annotated as endoribonuclease CG2145-like. Bases 328 to 1560 code for a protein of 410 amino acids. Gene Ontology annotation, molecular function: RNA endonuclease activity. The transcript has 5 exons. Lineage: Eukaryota; Metazoa; Arthropoda; Insecta; Thysanoptera; Thripidae. The record is from RefSeq and is a predicted model, not a curated record.